This is a messenger RNA of Osmerus eperlanus (European smelt), 1444 nucleotides long. RefSeq names its product UAP56-interacting factor. The coding region runs from base 235 to 1191 and encodes 318 amino acids. Gene Ontology annotation, biological process: mRNA export from nucleus. Lineage: Eukaryota; Metazoa; Chordata; Actinopteri; Osmeriformes; Osmeridae. Gene Ontology annotation, molecular function: mRNA binding. The transcript is spliced from 9 exons. The record is from RefSeq and is a predicted model, not a curated record.
AUGCCGUUGGUCGUAUACAUAACGUUGAAGGGUUGGGUUGCUCUGGAUAUUGUGGCAGUAGAAGUAAGGAGAAGAGACUUGGUAAAAUAAAAUAAAAACUACAGGCUACCUCGAUCAUUCUAAAUUAGAAGGAUAAAAGUGACUUCAACUAAAUUGCGAUUAGAAAAGACUGUCCCAACAAAGCUGACAGUCUGUCUAAGGUUUAAUCUAUCCCCGCGUUCGACACGUAUAAUAAUGGACGACUCUUCCACCGCUACCCCAACUACAGACAACCCACCGAACAGCGACAACCCGGACAACCCGGAGCCCAUGGAGUCGCUGGAGUCUCGCAACUCGGAUAAAAUAGACUUGUCAUUGGAUGACAUCAUCAAACUGAACAGGAAAGAGCAGAGAGUGAACAGGGCUACCAGCAAGGCCCGAAACCAACGGGCCUCAAACAAGCACAACGUCCUGAGGAAACUAGACAAGACAGGACGCCAGCAAAGAUUCCCUGUCAGACAAGGCCAAAGCCAGCAAGGCACCUACAGAUCAAAGUACAUGGGACCCUCCCCUCGCUGGUUUUACAAAGUAAAGCCAUUCAACAUUAAAAAGGCUGCCAUUGGAGCUAAAGGAGUGAGUCCUUUAAACAGGCAUCCUAUGAACACAAAGGCUACGGUUCAAUUUGGACAACACAAACCUUUAUUCAGGGGAGUGUUUUAUCAGCGAAACAGAAGUCUCACAGCAGCACAGAGAAGGCCUGCCCCUCCACCCAGAGAGCAGGGAAACCCACCAUUCCAGCCAAAACAGAGACGAGGAAGUGCCCGUCCAUUCGUUCUCAACAGAGGGUUCUCUGCCAUGCAAGCCAGUGAGAAACUGGAAAGGUUCCAAAGAGCUAGGAGUUGGCGAAAGGCGCCCUCUACUGGCUGUACCGUAACAGUGUCCCUUCCAAAUGCUAAAGCCAUCCCAGAGCCUGGCACCAAGGCCAAGCAGACUAUGGACCGUUCUAUUUCUACAGGGGGUGAAACUUACUCUCCCAAAGGCAUUCCCCUUAGAUAUAACCUAAAGGCCACAAUCAAUCAGACAGGAGUGACUCUCAACGACCGCUUCACUGGUAUGAGGAUCCUUUCACCCCCAGGACAGGGUCCCCAGCGAGGGGGCAGCAGGGGAAGAGGAAGAGGCAGGGGACUAGGACGGACUGUUGUCUUACAGUGACACUUUGCUAAACAUAACUGUACAUUAUGCUGUGGGCUGUUCAAAAAUGUGUUAUUUUGAAGUUAUUCAGUGUACGGUAAACACAAUGUAUGUUUUUGUCAAUUAUUUAAUUAUGAUUUUCCAGAUUUAUACUGCAUAAGAGUGGUCUUAGAUGGCAAGCAGGUUGAUUUAGGUUGGGGACUUUUUAUUGUUGUUUUUAGCCACUGUGCAAUUUACCGAUUUGAACUCAAAAUAAAUUGAAUGGUUUUGAGUG